Messenger RNA from Pelodiscus sinensis (Chinese soft-shelled turtle), 6097 nucleotides. The record is from RefSeq and is a predicted model, not a curated record. NCBI's taxonomy places the organism in Eukaryota, Metazoa, Chordata, Testudines, Trionychidae.
CCCCUGGCGCUGGGCUUUCCCCCUGCGAGCUGUGCCGCGCCGCGCCCCCUGCUUGCACGGAGCCCGCAGGCUAAUGCCCCACCCCAGGGCCGAGCGCUGAGCGCUGGGGCUUCCCGCCACCCGGGCCAAUGGAGCCAGGCGGCGAGAAGGCGGGACCCAGCCGGGGCCUUUGUGUUCGAACCACCCAAUGGGGGCGGCGGGCGGCGGGUGAGUGGCAGCCCCAGCCCGGCGGCUACAGCGCGUGGCUGUGCCAGCGCCCGGGCCAGGCCGUGUCGCGCGCUGAGAGCCGAGGCAGCCGCUCCCCGCGCGCCCGCCGCUGCUGCUGCUGCUGCUGCGCCCCUGCUGGGCGGGGAGCCGAGGGGACGCGAGCCCGGAGCUGAGCGGGGCUCGGCGCCGCCCCGCUUGAGACACAAAAGGCGGAGGAAGGAGCGACGGCCUGGAGGGCGCCGCAGCCAGGUGCCUUGGUGAGGGGUGACUGAAUCUCUUCCGUCAUGUCCAGACGCAGCCAGCGCCUAGGGGCCACCCGCUAUUACCAGGGUGAUGAUGAUGGCAGCAGCAGUGGUGGCAGUUUGCUACUGGGUGUUCAGGAGUCCUCCUUUAGGGACAGUCCUAACAGGACCCUACGGAGGAAAUCAAGCAGCAUGAAGCGCCUCUCUCCAGCCUCCCAUCUGGGACCUAACCCUGCCACCCAGACCUCCUACUACAGCGAGUCUGUGAUCAGUGAAUCGUACCUGGGUAGUGGCCGGGGUCUUGCAGCUGGGAGCAGCGCAGCCUUUGAUGACCCACUGGACAGUGACUCUUACUGGGGUGGGGAACUCUCCACGAGGAGGAGAAGAGGCACAGGAGGUACAGACUCCAGUAAAAUCAAUGGGCUGGCAGAGAGCAAGACUUAUGAUACCUAUGCCUCUUCAUCUGGCUACUCUUCUGAGGAUGACUAUGCUGGUAGGGAUUGCUUUGACACCAGGAGCAUGAGUCACGAGGUUGUGGGGGGUUUGGGACCUCCCGUCAGAGACGGACUCAGGUCCUGGCUCCAUUGCAUGGGGAAUGCUGUCUCACGCGCAGGCUCUUUUCUCUGGCUGGUGGUCACUUCUCCAGGCCGGAUGUUUGGACUGUUGUAUUGGUGGAUCGGAACUGCAUGGUACCGCCUCACCACCGCCGCCUCUCUUCUGGAUGUCUUUGUCUUAACGAGGCGCUAUUGGGCUCUGAAGAAACUCCUUCUGUGCCUGUUGCUGCUACUGCUGCUGGCUUCUAUUGCUUAUGGUGCUUGGUAUUUUUACCCUUUUGGAUUCCCGAUGCUCUACCCUGCCCUGUUUUCUUGGGGAGCAGCAAAGCUUUCACCCCCUGUUGCUGGGAGAGAGGAGGUGCUUGGAGCUAGGGAUUCAUCUGCAUUCUUUCAGGCAGAGCAGCAAAUGCUGCCUCGGUUUCAAGCUCUGGAGAAACGCUUCCAGACCCUAGAGGCUGAGGCAUCCCGUCUGGAGAAGCUGGCACUCCAGAGAGGGGCGGCAGCUGGGGGAGGCCUGACACAUGAGGCCACCCUGACACUCCUGGAGGGGCUGGUGAGCCGUCGGGAGGCCGCGCUGAGGGAGGACUUGACCCUGCAUGUCCAGAGCGAGCUAGAUACAAUCCAAGGCCAGUUGCAGAAGGAUUUAAACAGGCGCCUGGAGAAGAUUACUCAGGCAUCCCAGGAGGUGGAGGCCCGGAUGCUCCAGCUGAAUUCGGAAUGGCAAAGCUCGACCCAAGAGGGUCUGCAGGGGAGUUUCCAGCAGGAGAUGGGCAGACUGGAGACACAGCUAGCUGGCCUGAAGAAGGAGCUCACGCUCCUGGCGUCUGACCAGCAGGCGUUGGUGAAGCACAUAGAGUCACUGCCAGGACAAAUCAAGGGAGUGCGACAGGACGUGGAGGCGCAGUUUCCCCGGUGGAUCAGUCGGUUCCUGCUGCAGCCCAGGGAGGAUGGAGCGGGCAGUCUGGUUCUCCCCCGUGAGGAGCUACAGGACAAGCUCCGGGAGCUGGAGCACAGAAUCCUGGCCAGUGUCUCGGAAGGCCAGAGGCUGUCUGCACGGGAUGCCAAGGCCAGCAUUGGGGUAGCGCUGCAGCAGGAGGGAGUCACAGGUGUGACUGAAGAGCAAGUGCACGUCAUUGUGAACCGAGCCCUGCAGCGCUACAGCGAGGAUCGCAUUGGAAUGGUGGAUUAUGCCCUUGAAUCAGGGGGGGCCAGUGUUAUUAGCACCCGGUGCUCGGAAACCUACGAGACCAAGACAGCACUGCUUAGUCUGUUUGGGAUCCCCCUGUGGUACCAUUCUCAGUCUCCACGGGUUAUCCUGCAGCCGGAUGUCAACCCCGGGAAUUGUUGGGCUUUCCGUGGAUCUCAGGGCUUUGCUGUUAUCCGCCUGUCUAGCCACAUUCGUCCCACUGCUGUGACUCUGGAGCACGUCCCAAAAUCUCUCUCGCCCGUGGGCACCAUCCCAAGUGCCCCAAAGGACUUUGCUGUCUUUGGCCUGGAGGAAGAAGACCAGCAAGAGGGCAUCCUUCUCGGACAGUUCACCUACGACCAGGAUGGGGAUCCCAUCCAGACGUUCCGCUUGAAGGGUGAAGAUAUGGGCACGUUCCAGGUGGUGGAGCUACGGAUUCUGAGCAACUGGGGCCACCCAGAGUACACCUGCAUUUAUCGCUUCCGUGUGCAUGGGGAACAGGUCCACUAACCCUUUCCUGGCUCUCCUCUGUCCCCAGCUGGCUACCUCAGAUUCUUCACCGUCCACACGCAACAACAAUGGUGGAGAGAAGCUGUCUCCAGAGAGAAUGGCAAACCUGUUAAUGAAAUUCUUCCUCUUUUUGCUGCUUCUCUCAAGUCCGGGCUGGGAGCGGUGGGAGAAUGACUGUCCUUGGCAAAUCUAGUCCCCGUAUGCUUUUGUGUGCUGCCACUGCCAGAAGAAGAGCUUGUAUUGGGGGGGGGAGGAGGAUUUUAGUGUGCGAAAGGUGGUGUGAUGGGAAAAGAGGCUCUGAUCCAAGUCAGAUGGGACAUUUUAACUUUUUUUUAAAUUUUAUUUUUAAAUGAGUCUAUGCAGUCCAGACCUUUUCCUGCCUCCCUCUUCCCAGCCCCAGCCCUUCCAGAUGUUAAAGAAGGCUAUAAGAUAGCAUUCCACAGUUUAUUAACAUACAUGUAAUUAGUAUUAUCAUUAUACAGUGGUAUGGAGGUGUGCUAUAUUUGGCAUCUUUGGUUGGGAACCCCCAUCUGAAUGUCAGAUGUUGGAAGAGUGGGCACAUGACCAAAUAAUUUUGCACUAUUGUCCAUUCCCUUCCACUAUUUGGAUCAGUGGUUUGUUUUCAUUGGACCCAAUGGCUAGCUUGCCAUGGGUUGACUUAGGAUCUCCUGACCCUGCAAAGUGGCUAGCAAGCAUUUUAGCAGGGGGAAAUAAUGAGGGCACCAAACAUGUAUUAAAGAGUUAAUAUAUAAGCAAAAGACUUGGAGGGGUUUAGUUCUUUGGGAGAGAAUCUAAUCUCCCCGGGAUUGUAAAGCCUGCCCCAACAAUGCAAACCUUUGACUCAGGUCAGUGUAUUAUAUAGCUAUCAAAAUACAUCUUCUCUUCUCCCACAGUUGAGUGCUAUUGGAUUUCACCAGUAUGCCAGGCUGUGGCCCAGAGUGGGAGAAGAUCCAGUAUAAUUCCCAUGUGUCGUUCUCAGACAUACAUCCCCAAAUGGGCGCUAAACAUUCACAAGGCAAAAUGCCUGCUGUGAUGCCCUCUAAAUCUUUUCCUACGAGAUACUGUUGUUUGUAACCAUGAAGGAUGUACUUUUCCGUGUGAUGUGUAAUUGACCUGUGGGACUUCGUACCACAAGGAAUACAACUGAGGCAAAUUGCUUAGAUUAAAGGGCUAGACACUUAGUAGAAGUUGUAGUAGUACUAACUAGAGUGAAAUGGCCAGGGCUGUUAAAUUCGCAGGCUUUGUGGUGGGGAACUGAUCAGUAGCUAAGUUCAGAAGAAAAUUUCCCUUCAUGACUGCUGCACAAUAAGAUGCCAUGGUCCCGGCUGGAGACAGGAUACUGAGCAGGGAUCAAUGGUAGUGCCUGCCUGCUUUGCUUUAGGAAAAUCCUAGUCAAAAUUAUAACUGGCUGGGGGUGUAAUAAAUGGAUGACACUCCCCCAGUACAUGUUCAUCUGUAUAUAGACAACUGUACAUAGCAAGUAAAGUCUAGACUGUAAUUAUCCAGACCCAGGGGGGUUUGAUGAUGGGGAUACAAGGGCAGAUAUGAAGGUAUGAGUGUGAUCACUGGACUGGCACAAACCCUACAGGGUAAUGAGACAAUAUUAUACCAGUUUUGGUGUUUGUUAGGGGGAUGGCGACCCUGAUGGCUGUACAAUCCAGGCCAGGGGUGGGGAAAGGCAGCAGCCUGAGCCGAGCGAGGGGGCAGCAAGGCUGACUGAAGAGUGCUGUGAUGUGGAGCUCUCUGUGAGUAGGGAUGGUGAGGCAGGCUAGGGCAGGCUGGCAAAGAUCUGUGAAGAAACAGGGUUUAGCUGUGGGAGAACCUUGCUAUGUAUGGGGCCUGCAAGGGAGAGUAUUGAUGGUGGAAGCCGUGGUUCCAGAAGGAAGCUUGUGGCUGAAGCUGGGACUGGACUUUUCCCUCAGGAGACAGGUGGGCAGGUCUAUGUGACAGCCCACCCCCCAUUCACAGCUGCUGUCCUUCCCCUGGUGUAUGGGGAAGUUUGGACAGGGCACAACAGGCAGGGAGGGGCUGACAGCUGCCUCUUUCCAUGGAUUUAUCUGAGAGCAGGAAGACAGCACUAAAGGGGGAAAGGCUCUUCCCUCUGAGCUCUCAGCCACAAGGGACACUCCCUGGGUUUGUGGUGUUCCCAGCUGGCAAGAGACAGGAGGGGCUGUGAACAGUCUGGCUGGGGUCUUAUGGGUGGGGGUGGGAGGGAGACUCUCAUCAGAAGGGCAGAACAGAGUAGGGGCUCACGUCAGAGGCCUUGAGAAGGUAACACCUGGCUGCUCAGAGAAGGGUUGUGUGUGUUUCUCUAAGUUUGGGCCAGCAUGCUUUGUUCUUAGUUUAGCAUAUGUUUUGAAUUGGUUCUUAUGUAUCCAUAUUUGUCUUAGUUUCCUUUCAGAUAAAGAGAAGGGAUCACUUUAUUCCAUUUGAGGCUAGCAGCCCCCACAUCCAGUGUGGAAGGAGUGGUACUUAGCAUGUGCCAGGCUGUCUUCAACUCCUGUUUGUCCAAUAGAGCAGGGAUAGUGUGAAGGGGAAGUGAAUGAGUGACUCUCUUGCACAGCCAGCAAUGGGCUUUUUCUGGGCAGCCUGUCUUGCCUUAAAUCAUCCACAGGAGUCAAGCACUGCCCUUCCUAUUGGUCAGCUCCUCCGUUGCCUCAUCAAGCAUGUGGCUCUGAUGCUUGCGCUUUGGAACUGGCUGCAGGGGGCAUUGACUGAGUGGUAAAUGGCUCUUACACCAGACACUGAUUGUCUCAGACACAAGAGAGUGGGAAUCGAGCUGUGGUCUCCAAUGUGGAUGUGCAUAGCCCCCUCCCUAGAACUCAAAGUCCCACUUGCAAGGGACUCGGACUGACAACUGAAGAUGGGGGUGUGAGGCCCUAGCCCACCCACCAGGAGCAGUUAUCCAGCCUUUGGUGAGUCUUUAAAAUCUGACUACUGAUCCCACACUGCCCCAAAAUCUAGGCAUGCUGGAACAGUGGGGAAAGGAGAAAAGGUUUGUUAACUUUUCUUGUGCUCUAGCACCAGCUGUCAAACUGUAGGACAGUGUUUAUUUAAAAGUGCUGCUUCAACUGCAGUCCUACCACUUAUCAAGAUGCCAGGUAAUCAUGGUACUAAAUGCAGGAGAGGAGGAGUGCAGCAAGGUGGUAAUGAGUGGGAAACAUCUGCUAAAGCAGAGCUUCUCUAUUUACUCACCUUGGGUGCCCUCCCUCCUCUUGUGUGUGUGUGUACCAGGAAAGUGUUAUAAAUGAACCUUACACAAACCAAGCUGUAUUGAAUUCUGUAGCCUAUUGCAAAUGCUGCACUGUUUUGUGUGUCUUUUUAUCUACAGACUGUAAUUUAUGCCUAUGCAAAAAAAAAAAACAAAAAACCCUAAGACAAUAAAUUGUCAAAACAGC